GACUCCAUCGUCGCCAGCACGACUCAUCAUGAAGCCUUAUUUUGGCAUGAAAGGACUAUGGCUGACCUUUUGGGUCACCGUUGCCUGUGCUACUGACAUGACCCUCUUCGGCUACGAUCAGGGUGUCUUCAGCGGCGUCAUCAUCACCGACGACUUCCUCGACACUCAUGGCCUGCAGGGCAAGACUUCGCUGAUCUCGACCGUCACCGCCAUCUACGACAUUGGAUGUUUCCUCGGCGCCAUCAGCGUCAUGUUCCUGGGCGAGCCGCUCGGUCGCAAGAACACCAUCUUGCUGGGCACCACCAUCAUGAGCAUUGGUGCCAUUUUGCAGAUUGCCUCCUACAGCGUGCCUCAGAUGAUUGUCGGUCGGAUCGUCGCGGGUAUCGGUAAUGGCAUCAACACCUCCACCGCUCCCGUGUGGCAGGGCGAGACCUCAAAGGCGAGCUGGCGCGGCAAGUUGAUCGUCAUCGAGAUGAUUAUGAACAUUGCCGGCUUUUCGCUGUCAAACUGGAUCAACUACGGCUUCUCGUUCCUUGACGGGCCAAUUGCAUGGCGCUUCCCGCUCGCCUUCCAGUUUGUCUUCAUCUUCAUUCUCUUUGCUACCGUGCCGUGGCUGCCAGAGUCGCCUCGAUGGCUCAUGGCCAAGGAUCGCGUUGACGAGGCUGACCAAAUUCUCGCUGAUCUGGAAGGCUCCGAGAUUGACGAUCCGUACGUCGUCACGCAGUCCAAGGAGAUCAAGUGGGCCAUUAACUACGAGCGCGAAAACACCGUCUCGUGGAUGAACCUGCUCAAGGGCAACACCAAAGGCGGCUCCUGUACCGUCCGCAGACUCAUCCUCGGCAUGGGCACCCAGUUCAUGCAGCAAUUCUCCGGCAUCAACGUUACAUCAUACUACCUCCCUACCGUGCUCAUCGAGUCCGUCGGCCUGGAAGAAAGUCUCGCGCGUCUGCUCACCGCCUGCAACUCCGUCUCUUACCUCCUCUUCUCCUUCAUCGGCAUCCCCAACGUCGAGCGCUGGGGCCGCCGCAAGAUGAUGAUGUACUGCGCCACCGGCCAAUUCGUCUGCUACGCCGUCAUCACCAUCUGCAUCCGCUACAACGAAAUGGAGUCGCUCGCCGCGGCCACCCGUGAGCGCUGGGCCGAGGCCUCAAUCGCCUUCUUCUUCCUCUUCUACGUCUUCUUCGGCAUCGGCUGGCAGGGCGUGCCCUGGCUCUACCCAUCCGAGAUCAACUCGAUCAGCAUGCGCACCAAGGGCGCCGCCCUCGGCACCGCCACAAACUGGAUCUGCAACUUCAUCGUCGUCGAAAUCACCCCGCCGGGCAUCGAGUCCCUCGGCUGGAAAUUCUACAUCAUCUGGACCGUCUUCAACUUCGCCUUUGUGCCCACCAUCUACCUCUUCUACCCCGAGACCGCCGACCGCACGCUCGAGGACGUGGACCGCUACUUCCGCGAGAAUAAGAAUCUGUUUGUGUGCACGGAUCCCGUGGCGAUUAGCAGUAAGCGGCCGCCCGAGUACCAGGAGGAUGAGAAUAGGGAGGUGCGCAGGAACUCGAGUGUGCGCCAGGAUGGGAUCAUGGCGGCGCAGAUGGCGGCCGAGGCGCGGUUUGAGAAGGAUGCGGGUCGGGCGGAGCGUUUGGAUCGGGUUGGGAGUGCGGGGCAGAGUGGAAGUGGGACGAGUAAGGAGAAGAGCUCGCUUGGGGAUGCGGCGGUGUAGGUGUUUUUGUGUUGUUUACGGAGGGGGAUGGGUGGUAGGGAGAUGCUGUGGCAUGAUGCAUGCAUGUCUCGUGGUUGAUGGGUGAGCAGGAGUGCGGAUGGAAAAUAUGAUUAUAGAUACCCAUACAAUACAUGACACUGUUUGACA
Messenger RNA from Pseudovirgaria hyperparasitica, 1861 nucleotides. Its product is annotated as general substrate transporter. Gene Ontology annotation, cellular component: membrane. The transcript has 3 exons. Lineage: Eukaryota; Fungi; Ascomycota; Dothideomycetes; Acrospermales; Acrospermaceae. The record is from RefSeq and is a predicted model, not a curated record. The coding region runs from base 29 to 1714 and encodes 561 amino acids. Gene Ontology annotation, molecular function: carbohydrate:proton symporter activity. Gene Ontology annotation, biological process: carbohydrate transport; transmembrane transport.